Messenger RNA from Mollisia scopiformis, 1276 nucleotides. RefSeq lists its product as uncharacterized. Bases 50 to 1276 code for a protein of 408 amino acids. NCBI's taxonomy places the organism in Eukaryota, Fungi, Ascomycota, Leotiomycetes, Helotiales, Mollisiaceae. The record is from RefSeq and is a predicted model, not a curated record. The transcript has 2 exons.
CUCUGAUCGUGAUCGUGGAGAGCUGCCAAGCUCAACACUAUCUCAUGACAUGGCCAAGUGCCGACUGGGGAUCUUGACACUCCUGUUUCACGUCGCACUAGUCUGUGCUAUCACUUGGGAUGCGGCUCCCUCUACCACGUUCGAUGCAUCAACUUUGACCACAGAAACUCUGAGCCAAGCCCUUAGUGCAACACCAGCUCCAGCAGUCGUUAUCAACGGGACGACCUAUGAACCUCCAAAUUUGUGUGGUUACGUGGAAUAUAGUUCAGGUCCACAUCAUAAUUAUUCCAUCUUUGGCUGCGAAGCGACCCGUAUCUUCGGACGAUACAAAGUCCACCUCACCUACUCAGGGCAAACCACCACGGGACACCUACCACGCUACCUCGGCGACGAUGGUGUCAUCACUUACGGAACCCGCAUCCCAAAGAACACCACCUCAUCAUCAACAUCCUCAGCAGCAUCAACCGGGUCCACCGAUCCCUUCCUCGUAGCAACGCUAUCAAGCUCUGUCACAGACGGAACUCAACCAACGGGAUGGGGAAACGGGAAUUGGACAGCGUGUUUGAACGGAAGCUACUGUCAAACGGGCAAAUCGAGAUGGGUAGAAGCACAGAUUCGAACAGAGAUAAUUGCUGGGAGUGUGAUUGGAGGCUUUAUGUUCCUUAUCGCGGCGGGGUUACUGAUCUGGUUGUUCUUUGCGUGGAGGAGGCUCAAGAAGGCGAAGUUAAAACAUGAGAGUGAGCCGAAGGAUGUAAGAUUACAGGAGAUGGGGAGAGAAAGUGUGAUUACGAGCGAAGCGAGUGGAUCGGUUGGGAGCAGUGCAAUUGGUAGCAGGAGGAUGUCUUCCAGGACGGUGUCGAUUUCGAGGGAUGCGGUGAUGAGAGAAAGGGAUAGAGAGGAGGUGAGGAGUCCCGUUAGUCCUGUGAGUGAGGUCGGGAGCGCAUAUAUGUCGAGGGGAACGUCAACGUUGGAAGUUUAUGAUGAGAUUUAUGAUGAUGAAGAUGAGCAUCGCGGAAGGCCAUUGGAGAUACCUGCAUUGGUAUUAUCAGAAGCUCCGGAGAACGUGCCAGUGGAGGAGAUAGAAGAGAUUUAUGAGGCUGAGAAUACGGAUGGAGAAGGCCGGUUAACGGUGCCUGUGGCUGAAAUUCCAGAAGCUGCAAAGAAUGCGCCGGCAGAUUCACCAGUGGAGGACCCAACGGAAGCGAGGGUGGUACCGCCGCUAGAGAGCGAGACGACGACGCCGGUUUUGGAGAAGACGGAACCACAUGCAUCAUAG